AGUCCGCGGCUUCUCUGAACCCCGAGUCCCAGCGGAGAGUCGGGGUGCCCAUGGCCCAGGUCCCACGCCCCGGGGGCCCCUUCGCGCUGCCCGCGGCGGGGGCCGGGCACAGGCUGCGGCGGGCGGCCGCCGUCCUGGCGCACCUGUGCGGCCUGGCCCUGCACAUGAAAAGGUAUAUUGAAAAGAGUCAAGCAAAAGAAUGGGCACUAUUUUACUUGAGCAUAAAGAAUCAUUCAGCUAAUGAACUAUUAUUUGGCAUAAGCAAUUAUUCUAAAUAUAGCUUGAGCAAAGAUUUUGAAAAGCUGAGAACAUUGUUGCUCAUUCAACCUAAUCAAAGAAGCCAAGAAAAUCUCAGAGAGAUUCAACUAUAUUUAAAGAAGAAUAGGGCAUUUCACAGUUUGCCAAAAGAAGUACAGCUCCAACUUUGCCAGACUUCAAUCUAUCAAGAAUUUGAAGCUGGAAGUAUGCUUCUAAGACAAGGACAUGUACCACUUGAAUGCUACCUGAUUCUUGCUGGACAGUUAAAGGUCAUGUCAAGUAAUACAAGCAUGAACAGAAAUACCAACUCUGACAUUUUAAGUGAGUUUGAAGAAGGUGACUUCAUAGGGGAAACCUGCCUUUUAACUAAUGCAAAUCGGCCUGCUUCAUUUUUUUGUAAAACAGAUGUAAAGGUUCUUGUAAUAAGUAAAGAAGAUUUCUACUGUAUUCUUGCACAGAGAGUACAAGAACGAUAUCAAGAAACAUGCAGCUUCCUCGGGAGCCUCCCAUUAUUCUUCUCAUGGCCAAAAGAAAAGAUAGACUUUCUGGUUCACUGUUCUCUACGACGUUACUACAGGGCUGGAACAACCAUUAUCUCUGACAACUUAAACUCCCACUUUCUUGUAUUCAUCAUAUCUGGUCGUCGGAUAAUAGCUCAGAUGAACUAUGAGGAAAUAUCUGUACGUUCCUGUGUAAUGAAGACUCGUUCUUCCACCCGGAAAAAUGUCCACACUCUUCUUCCACCAAAAGGAACACCUGCUGUAACUGGAAGAAGUUUAGAAACAUCCACAGUUUCUCCCAAGACUUCAUUCUCAGCUGCUAGGAAAAAAACACUAGACACCAAGAAACCUCCACUUCAGGGAUCUUCACCAGCAACAUGUUUUGUUGAGAUAAGAGUGCUGGAACAAGGUGACGUUUUUGGGUUGGCAGAAGUAUUGGACAAUUCAUGUGACCUUCCUGUGUACCUGAUUAGUGAAGGAGUGGAGUGCAUUUUUGUCCCCAGAAGCUUGUUUCUAGCAGAAGCUGGCCCCGGAUGCAGGAGAACUGCUGCAGAGCUGGUGUGUGCAUACCCCACAGAGGAGGACAUCAGGGAGUACCUGGUAGAGCAACAAGCGUGGAAUGCGUACAAGGCCAGGCUCCUGGCUCAGCAGCUGAAGACGGGAAGCUGACCCCCUGGCUCAGCUCAUUUUUGUUUUUAUAAUGAAAAAUCUUAAAAGAG
This is a messenger RNA of Pipistrellus kuhlii (Kuhl's pipistrelle), 1477 nucleotides long. RefSeq lists its product as uncharacterized. NCBI's taxonomy places the organism in Eukaryota, Metazoa, Chordata, Mammalia, Chiroptera, Vespertilionidae. The record is from RefSeq and is a predicted model, not a curated record. The transcript has 14 exons. The coding region runs from base 51 to 1427 and encodes 458 amino acids.